UGCUCGCACCCUUUCUUUGCCAGCCAGCCCUGCUUCAGCGUAGUUUUGCCUAAACCACGAGCCUUAGUGCACAGAAGUUGCUCCCUUUUCGACGGUCACCGCUGUGAUGGCUGGGAAUAGAGGAAGGGGACGUGCUGCUUAUACCUUUAAUAUUGAAGCAGUUGGGUUCACCCGAGGUGAAAAGUUACCUGAUGUUGUGCUGAAACCGCCUCCGAUGUUUCCUGAUACAGAUUAUAAACCAGUGCCCCUGAGAACAGGAGAAGGUGAAGAGUAUAUGCUGGCCCUGAAGCAGGAGCUGAGAGAAACAAUGAAAAGAAUGCCUUAUUUCAUAGAACCGCAUGAAGAAAAACAAGAUAUUGAAAGGUAUAGUAAAAACCAUAUGAAAAUAUACAAAGAAGAAUGGGUGCCAGGUAAUAUAAAAUAGAGUAUGUGGAGGAGGGGAAAAAGGGAGCUGAUACCAAAAUAUUUAGAAAAUAAUGCAGCCCCCAAAUCCAAAAAGGCAGAAGAUGCCAGCAAAGCCGCUUCCGUCACAAAUAGUAUGGAUGUGUUGAAAAAAAUUGAGGAAUUGGAAAAGAGAGGUGAUGGUGAGAAAUCAGACGAGGAAACUGAAGAGAAAGAAGGAGGUAAAGAGAAAAAUAAAGAAGGGGACGAUGAUGAAGAAGAUGCUGCUGCAGAACAGGAGGAGUACGAUGAAGAGGAACAGGAAGAGGAAAAUGACUACAUUAAUUCUUACUUUGACAAUGGAGAUGAUUUUGGUGCAGACAGCGAUGACAACAUGGAUGAAGCAACCUAUUAGUCAUGACAUGGCUCAAAACAUUUCAGGAUGCAAUUUCGGAACAUUUGGACAGGCUUCUUUUCAUUUUCAUUUCUGAUAAGAAAGGAGUAAGUAUUCUAUUUUUGUUCCUGCUGUGUUCAAAAGUUGUUACUGAAAGUUUCAGAACCACAUUGUUUACACAGUAGUUGGCGUACAUCUGAAUGCGUGAUACUCCGAUGUUCCCUGGAAACACUCUGCCAACCUUUUAUGUAUUCAAAGUCGUCUUUGGGUUCGAUUGUGCCUGAAAAGCCUUUGAACAUCUCUCAGUCUAUGCAUUCAUACUUGAACAAAUGAUUAUUGUUUAACUUUUGGUCCAUUAUAAAACUCUUACUCAUCAUCCUCAUGGAUUUCUGCAGUCUAAAACAUCAUUUUCCCUCGUCUAAAACACUGCACAUUGAGCACUUUAAAAACAAAGAAACUUGAAAAUAAUUUUAUUUUUACUUUCCAUGAUAUGUUUUAAUCUACUUUGUUAUGACUACAUAAACCAAGUACAGAGUUUGGAGAUUAGAAGUUUUAUGAUUGAAAAUAAACAUAUCAGGAAAAGGGUUGAUAAGAGAAAUACUUGAAUGUGGAACUAACUUCAUUUAUACAAUACAAACUUAAAGAACAUUGGAAAAGAGCACAAAUUGAGUACAUCAAAAAUAUGCCCAAACUGCUAUUUUGAGAUGGUAUAAAUCAAAGAGCAUGGAAUUCUUUAAAGAAAGGUUAGAGAGAUGGAAACCCUACCUACAGACAUGUGUAGAUUUAGGUGGGGUCGAAAUUGUUAAACAAUGUUUUUACAUUAUGAUAUUUUUAUUUAAUGAAGUUUUUUAUGAUUCAGAAGCAAUAUUUUUAACUUACCCUAGUAUUUGAAUUCACUAUCCUCUUGUGAUAAGUUUGACAUUUUUGAAUAAUUGGGCUUUUGAAAAAAAUCAGACUGUGACAUUUCAUUUAAGUUUGUAACACAAAAGUGUGAACUGAGUUCUGAUUAUGUAAAUCUCAGAACAGUAUGUGUGACCUCUUCUGUUUCAUAGGACUCAUAAAUUGUACAACUGGUUUAUAGUCCAAUGCAGGAUAAACUCAGGUAAUUUUGAAAUUAAGAUUAAUAUUUUUUGGGGGGUGGCUAAAGUAAAAGCUAGCCCCUAUGUCUUUUUGUAUUUCUUGGGGAAAAACCUCAAAACCUUAGCCUUCAAAAACUAUAUAUAUAUGACAAACACCAAAGACAUUCAAGGGAAUUCUAGUGUAGUACGGGGAUUCAUAAAGUUUGUGGGGAAAAAUUCCAUUAUUUUUCCACAAACCUUUGAAGGUCCUCAUGUUAUUAAAAGGACUUAUUAAUAUUACAAAAUAAAUAAUUUAUUUUUCCUUUUUGGACAGUACCACCGGCCAUCCACAACCUGAGAAUUAAAGAGACCUAGAUUCUGCCUAGCUGUAUUAUUAGGGUCAACUUUGAAACUGACCUUGGUUAUGUUUUCUGUGCCUUAGUUUUGCCAUUUGUGAAUAAUUUCCUAUAAAAAUUGUGAUAACAUCAACCAAAAAUUACCACUUGCACUAUCUUACCUUAUAAAAAUCAUCACUUCCUAAUUUUAAUUUGGUUCUGACCCUAUAAAUUAUAGCUUGGAAAAAUACAAAAAAUACAGUUUUAAGAAACAAACAUGUUUUCCUCAUAAAAAAAUUGUAAUUUUGG
Echinops telfairi (small Madagascar hedgehog) is the source of this 2477-nucleotide messenger RNA. It is a transcript of the gene POLR3G, whose product is annotated as RNA polymerase III subunit G. NCBI's taxonomy places the organism in Eukaryota, Metazoa, Chordata, Mammalia, Afrosoricida, Tenrecidae. Gene Ontology annotation, cellular component: RNA polymerase III complex. The transcript is spliced from 8 exons. The record is from RefSeq and is a predicted model, not a curated record. Gene Ontology annotation, biological process: cell population proliferation; transcription by RNA polymerase III.